AUGUCUCACGAGGAAGACCUCAUCGACUACUCCGACGAGGAGAUCCAGCCCACCGAGAUACCUUCCAACGGCGCCGCAGGUGCGACCAAGGCCGACCUCACCGCUGGUGAAGCUGCAGGCGACAAGAAGGGCAGCUAUGUCGGCAUCCACUCCACCGGUUUCCGCGACUUCCUGCUCAAAGACGAGCUCGUCCGAGCGAUCACGGAUUGUGGCUUCGAACAUCCUUCCGAGGAAGGGAAUUUGGCUACACCAGAUGGACGGACGCUUCGCUCCCCACGCUUCGUUUCGACCACUUUCAAGACCCAUUCUGACAUACAUUGUGCCCUACAGUCCAACAAGGUUACCAUCCCCCAGGCCAUCCUAGGAAACGAUGUCCUCUGCCAGGCCAAGUCCGGUCUCGGAAAGACAGCCGUCUUCGUGCUCGCUACUCUCCAGCAGAUGGACGAGAAGCCAGAGGCCGGUGCUGCAACCAUCCUAGUCAUGUGCCACACUCGCGAGUUGGCCUACCAGAUUCGCAACGAGUACAACCGCUUCGCCAAGUUCCUGCCCGAGGUUAGGGUCGGCGUGUUCUACGGAGGUACACCCGUUCAAAAGGACAUUGAGCUCCUCAGCAACAAGGACAGCCACCCGCACAUUAUUGUCGGAACGCCCGGUCGUAUCAACGCUCUCGUCCGCGACAGGCAUCUUCGCCUUGCCAACCUCAAGCACUUUGUCCUCGACGAGUGUGACAAGAUGCUCGACCAGCCAGACAUGCGCAACGACGUCCAGGCCAUCUUCCGCGCCACUCCCCAGCACAAGCAGGUCAUGAUGUUCUCAGCCACCCUUAACAAGGAUGUCCGAGUCGUCUGCAAGAAGUUCAUGCAGAACCCGCUCGAGAUCUACGUCGACGAUGAGAAGAAACUCACACUCCACGGUCUGCAGCAGUACUACAUGAAGCUUGACGAGAAGGAGAAGAACCGUAAGCUCAACGACCUUCUCGACAGCCUGGAGUUCAACCAAGUCAUCAUCUUCGUCCGUUCGACUCUCCGCUGCUCGGAGCUUGACAAGCUUCUUCGCGAGUGCAACUUCCCUAGCACUGCGGUCCACUCUGGUAUCAGCCAAGAAGAGCGAAUCAAGCGCUACAAGGAGUUCAAGGAGUUCCAGACCCGUAUCUGUGUCUCCACUGACAUCUUCGGUCGUGGUAUCGAUGUCGAGCGUAUCAACGUCGCCAUCAACUAUGACAUGCCCGACAAGGCUGAUGCCUACCUUCACCGUGUCGGUCGUGCCGGUCGUUUCGGAACCAAGGGACUUAGUAUCUCCUUUGUGAGCAGCCCAGAUGACGAGGCCGUUCUCAAGUCAAUUGAGGAGCGUUUCCAAGUCGAGCUUCCCGAGUUCCCCGAAAACGGCAUCGAAUCGGCCACAUACAUGGACAACUAG
Molecule: messenger RNA, 1416 nt
Organism: Pyrenophora tritici-repentis Pt-1C-BFP
Lineage: Eukaryota; Fungi; Ascomycota; Dothideomycetes; Pleosporales; Pleosporaceae
Source: RefSeq, a predicted model, not a curated record